UUAUAUUUUUCUUUCUUUCAGUGUCAUGGGAUAUUCAGCACAGUUUCCAAGAUUUUUCGCUCCACAUGAUUUCUUUCUUUAUCUUUUGCCACCCAUUAUCUUGGAAGCGGCUUACAGUUUAAAUGAUAGUAUUUUCUACGAUAACAUUGGAAGUGUAUUAAUAUAUGCAGUUAUUGGAACUUUUAUUAAUUGUAUGCUUAUCUCCCUUGCACUUUGGGGAUUAUCGUUUGCACCAGAAAUCACAGGAGUAAAUUCCUUGCGGUUGACUGAAUUCCUUGUGUUCGGUUCCAUAAUUGUGGCAGUAGAUCCUGUGGCAGUACUUGCUAUAUUUAGCGAGGUUGGAGUGAACAGUAAUCUAUACAUUUUGGUGUUUGGAGAAUCACUUCUAAACGAUGGUGUGGCAGUUGUUCUCUACAGUGUGAUGCAAGCCUAUAACCAAAUGGAAAGUAUCGGUUCACUACAGAUAUUCUUAGGAAUUGUGAAAUUUCUAGUGGUGUCUCUUGGAGGCUUGCUUGUGGGAAUUAUUAUUGGUAUUGUGUCGGCCGUACUUACAAAAUAUACCCACCACGUAAAAGUGGUGGAACCAAUUACCAUUUUUGCUUGUGCCUUUCUCUCCUACCUCAUGGCAGAUAUGUUCGAAUUAUCUGGAAUCAUCAGUUUGAUUGGUUGUGGUAUGAUGCAGGACCAAUAUUCCCUUCAUAAUGUCAGUCAAAAAUCUGCUACAUCCAUCAAGUACUUUAUUAAAGUUGCAAGCUCAGCAAAUGAAAUUGUCAUCUUCUUAUUUCUUGGCAUGGCUGUUGUACGGCACGAACACGUUUGGUCAACUGGCUUUAUCUUAUGGUCGGUGCUUUUAUGUCUGAUAGUAAGAUUCAUUGUGUGCUAUUCUUUAACAUAUCUAAUUAAUUCUUUCGACCGUUAUCGUGUACGCAAAAUAGGACUCGAUGAACAGUUCAUUAUGAGUUAUGGUGGAUUGAGGGGAGCAGUGUGUUUCUCUUUGGUAAUGAUGCUAAACGAAGUGGACAUUCCAUCGAAGAAGUUAUUUGUGACCACAACACUAGCAAUUAUUAUAUUUACAGUCAUGGUCCAGGGUUUGACCGUGAAACCAUUUGUGAAAUUGUUUAAAAUUACAUUACAAGCCCACCAAAACCUAAACUGUUUGGUCUACCUAACUAAAAACGUGUCAGACCAUUUAAUGGCUGGAAUGGAAGAUAUAAUUGGCUUUCAUGGCAAAUACUAUUUGAAGGAAUUACUGGAAUAUUACGACGACCAUUACUUCAAGAAAUGGCUUCAACGGGCACCGACAAAAGCUGAUGCUGAGAUUACUCAGAUUUACCAAGAAAUCAUGCUGAGAGACCAUUUCCAACAUUUAGAAAUGUCAGGUGCUGCAGGUAUUCCUGAUUACAAGCAACAACGUGAAUUAAAUAAUUUAGAGAAACCAAGUCUGGCAGCGUUGGUCCAACUGAUUCAUAAUGUUGAUGCUGAUUUUGAGGAAGACCCAAAAGUUGUUAGAAGGAAAAAAAUUAAGUCUUCUAGUUCUAGUACAACGUCACCAACGCACUUUUCUUAUGCCAGUGGCUACAGUGAAGACUUUUGGAAGGAAAUGGAAACUGUAAUACCAUUGAGAGACCUUGAGCCUACAAUUAAAUUUGAAGAUGGUCAGUCAACACCAACCAGGCAUUCAAUGAUACAUUUUAAACUUUGUAGGUCCAGAAGUACUAGCAAUCAUUCUGUAAAUGUAGAAAUGCGGAAUCUACUUAGCAAGCAACAAACUUCAAUGAAUCUUCUUCAUCAAAAAUAUGACCGUAAUUUGACUCGAGAAAGUAAUCAAGAUUUAAUGCAUCAGCUACAACUGAAGAGACAAACAACAAUCAAUUUAGCGAACCUGAAGCAAAAGCACAGUGAAUCUUCAGAAUCUUAUUCGGCAUUCUUCGAUAACCAAACUCCAAGGAGAAGCGAGGAUGAUGAGGAGAAAGAGACUCCGCGAAAUCGACCCCCCUUGAAGAAGGACAAACCUUUUGAUCAUUCCCCGUCGGAAGAGAAACGUGAUGACGAUAUGGUAUAAAGAAAAGAAAGAGGAAGCCAAAGAUAUUUCUAACGUUGUUUAUUAUUGUUUAAGAAUCUUUUUUUGUGAAAAAAAACAAAAAAACAUUUAUUUUUUACAUUUAUUAUUAUUUAUAAAAAAAAAAUCAGGACAAAAAAGAACAAAGAACUGAGGAAAAGAAAAAAACAUUCUAUCUUAUCCUUGCUCUAAUUACUGGUACCAAAUUGAUAAAUGACAAGUAUGUGAUACAUGUUAAUUAUAAAAGAAAUUUUGCCGCUUUUUCAAUGUUUGUGAAAGCUUUCUCAAACACCUUCCGUUUCUUACCAUUAAUGAUCUUCAGUAAUAAGGCCUUACCACAGUAAGUAUCAUCAGGUUUAAUAUUUUUGUACAAAAAUUGUAUUUAGAAUAAAAAGAAUAAGAAAUAAA
This is a messenger RNA of Octopus bimaculoides (California two-spot octopus), 2467 nucleotides long. RefSeq names its product Na(+)/H(+) exchanger beta. Gene Ontology annotation, molecular function: potassium:proton antiporter activity; sodium:proton antiporter activity. NCBI's taxonomy places the organism in Eukaryota, Metazoa, Mollusca, Cephalopoda, Octopoda, Octopodidae. The record is from RefSeq and is a predicted model, not a curated record. Gene Ontology annotation, cellular component: plasma membrane. Gene Ontology annotation, biological process: sodium ion import across plasma membrane; proton transmembrane transport; regulation of intracellular pH.